AUGAAAGUGGUGGAGAGGAACGUGAUGCGGCUGCUGGCCGUGCAGCACCUCCGCACCGCGUAUGGCGUCAAGACAAAGAACUGGAACAAAAACAAAGCGUCCAGCUGUAAGACCCCAGCCAGCAGCUCGACAAAGGUUUUCGGUGUAUCCCUGGAAAUCUUACCAUACUACAAUAUGGAAAGUGGGAGCGUGCCAAGCUUUCUGGUUGAUGCGUGUAUGAAUCUGCUGGCACAUGUUGACACAGAGGGGCUGUUCAGAAAAUCGGGCUCUGUCAUUCGCCUCAAAGCACUCAGGGCAAAACUGGAUGCGGGCGAGGAGUGCCUGUCCACCGCACUCCCCUGUGACGUCGCCGGUCUGGUCAAGCAGUUCUUCAGGGAGCUGCCGGAGCCUCUGCUGCCCGCGGAGCUGCAGGAGGCCUUCCUCAAGGCCCAGCAGCUGCCCAGCGAGGAGGACAGGACCUCUGCCACCAUGCUGCUGUCCUGUGUGCUGCCCGACCGAAACCUCGCUGUCCUGCGUCACUUUUUUGACUUCCUCCAUAAUGUGUCUCUGAGGAGUGCAGAGAAUAAGAUGGACAGCAGUAACUUGUCUGUAAUACUGGCCCCUAACCUCCUUCACUCUGGAGACGGUACAGAGAAGAUGAACGCCAACACUGAGAAGCGCCUCAGGCUCCAGGCAGCUGUGGUCCAGUGCUUCAUAGAGAACGCCCUCCGUUUUGGUGUGUUGCCUCAGUUCCUUCUGGCAAAGGUUCCAGCCACGAUGGGCUGUGAGGGGGGGGUUCUGUCCCCGACUCCCAAUGAACUCGAGGAGCUGGACAUGAACUCAGGGAUGAAAAGGAAACAGAGACGCAGCUUCGGAGAUAUGGUCAGUGGUGCACUGAAUAAGAUAAAAACUAAUAGAACACCCACACAUGCCAGCCAGUCAGACAGUCUUGUCUUUUCCUCUGCAACUCCUGUGAUUGCGACCCCAUCGUCCAAGCGAAAGCUUCCCUCUGAAUCUGGUCACUCGUUUGGUUUCUCAAACAAGAAACGUAGAUCCGUCAAAAAGACCCUCGGGAUAGAUUUACUUCCUAAUACACUGUUCACCGGCCUUUCCACUCCUGGAUCAGCUUAUAGUGCCUCUGGGGUCUUGGACUCUUCCCAAAACGCCCCGUCCCCAGCCGGUAGGUCCAGAAGACAUUCAGUGACCUCUGUGAGGAGGAAGAGUCGACGACUUAGCAGCAGACAUGCUGUCAACAGAGUUGAAUCUGGACGGGCCGGCUGCUUUUCUCCUAAAGUCAACAAAAAAGAGGCUCCACGCAAGUCUCUGCGUUUGCGUUUCAGCCUGGGCAGGGGCAGCAAAGAAGCUGUAAGUGGAUCUGAGUCCAUUGGCUGGCGCCUUGCCACACAGGAGAGCACCACCAGUUUCCUUUUCACCAAAGAGACAGAGUUCAGUCCAUCAGUUCUGCCCAGAAAAAAAGAAUCCAAGAGCACCAAGUAUAUCAGUAAGUCUGAAGACAACCUGCUGACCCCCCAAUGCAACCCCCUCCAGACCUCAUGGAGUGUGGAGACCCCAGUGGGAGCCCAGGCCUUCAGCGGAAGGUCUUUCACAGAUACACCCAUGAACAUGUGCCUAAAGAACACCUACGUGUCUGAGCCGGCCAUCGUGGCGUCCAAGCCCCCGACCGUGAGCAGCCGUCCCAUGAAGCUGUGCUGUGCCUCCAGCGCCGAGAGCCUUGAGAGCGAGAGCUCCGUCGCUGAAGCCCAGAGCCAAACCGGCCCCACCCUGCUGAAAAUCAAGAAGGCCUUCACAGAGUCGGGCAGUGACCUCCAGGCCGUCGUACGGGACUCCUGCAGCUCUGCCGGAGCAAAGGUGACACAACCAUCAGACAGCGUCCCAGUCCAUCCACCAGAGACCCCUACACAUAGAGUUCAGUCUGUGGACACCCCCACCUUCCCAUUGAAGCAGUUCCUGGCUAAAGAUCAGAACAUUACCUUUGGCCAGUUUGAAAUAGCUGCUCUCUCUCCUCUGCAUAUUGACAGUGUAUUAUUUGAAUCUGGCGUAUACUGUAGUCCAGCACUGAAGGCUGAUAAAGGUGGAAGUUAUGUCGCUCCUGUCAGACCUAAUGGCUCCAUGGUUGGCGACAGUGAAAGUGAGGAGGAGCAGGUCAACUGCAGCAGGUUGAUCGACGCGCUGGACAUGCAGAGUCCCGCUCACUUCAAACUGGGUGUCACCUCCGGGCUGCAAUCCACGCCAUAUAAAAAAGGUUUUGAACUUCACCAUGAGCUUGGUACGUCUCCUAGAGUCGGUACUAAAAUCAGCACGGUACAAGAAACAGAUGAAUUUCCCCCAGAGAUCGAUACCAAAGUCCAGAGCCAGCAACCGCUCUCACCACGCAGCCUGGAGGUGGAGAAGCGGCGUGUGGCCGAACACAUUCAACAUUUCAACAAGCUCACCCUUCAUUCUCCCAGAGGCCCCAAGGGCCAGCACAUCAGGUCGCCCCUCAAGUUCCAGCGCACCCCCGUGCGCCAGACGGUCCGCAGGAUCAACUCCCUCCUGGGGGAGAACAGGAGGCCCACCAGGAGCAGCCUGUGCGGCCCUGUGGUCAAGGCAGUGAGCAUGGAGAGCGGCCUCUCCCCUCACCCACAGCUUCGGCCUCACCAGGAUGAGCCCCCAGCGGACCAGUCCAACAGCCGGUGUCCCAUAAAGAAACCACCUCCAGUGCCGCCCAAAAAGCCAAGCACCCUGGCCCGUAGACCCAGACUGUGCGCGUUAGGCGAUGUGACCAACAAGGUCCAACCAAAGACCAGAGUAGACUCUUCUGUGGCGGAGUCGUCGGGAGCUCCGAAGCCUCUGGUGCUGCAGGUCGCUGAGAAGGAGAUGAACCAUUACAGAGGUUCACCGAGGAAUCCUCUGAACCAGGCACGACUGCUGUCUGCCACCAGGCCUGUCGAUUUAUAGCCCGUCUUUUGGCCCUUUACUGUUUCUUCUUACUCUGCAGGUCUCUGUUAAAACUGCAUGACAUUGAACAUUCCUGCUUAUAAUAUCCAUAUGUUCAGGGUUUUAAUUUAUUUUCUAGCUACGGUAGUUUUGUGUUGUUAUUGGGAGAUGUUCUUAUGCCUUAUUUGAUUAGAAACUAAACAUCGACACAUAUCAGGCCACAAGAUUAUAUGUUUAGUAGCGCUGAGUAGAGUUUAGGCCAAAUGAUGUGACAGGAUGUGAUUGAGGGUGUGACUGGAAAAGUUUGGAUCAUGUCUUAGAUGUUUAUUUAUGCAUUAUGUAUCUAACCCUUUUGGUUAGAUGUUUACUGAGGGUGACGCUGUUUUAUUUUUUAUUUUUUAUUACAGAACAUUGUCUUACUAUUUUUCUCAUGAAAACAGAUGGAAAAAAAAGCACCUUUUUGUUAGAUUUGUAUAAAAGAGAAAAGAGAAGCCAGGCAGUAUUGAUCAAAUCAUCAGUCGAUCGCAGUCCAUCGAUUUCAGAACCAUCAGACAGGGAAUUGUUUUGCCACAUAA
This is a messenger RNA of Limanda limanda (common dab), 3491 nucleotides long. It is a transcript of the gene arhgap11a, whose product is annotated as Rho GTPase activating protein 11A. Gene Ontology annotation, biological process: signal transduction. The transcript is spliced from 12 exons. Bases 1 to 2937 code for a protein of 978 amino acids. Lineage: Eukaryota; Metazoa; Chordata; Actinopteri; Pleuronectiformes; Pleuronectidae. The record is from RefSeq and is a predicted model, not a curated record.